AGUCAUGCCUCCUGUCAAUCAUUCCUCCUCUCUCGCUCUCUCUCUCCAAUCAUUCUUUCAUUUUGAGUCUUUGGCUCAGAACUCUUCCUGUCAGCUGAAAGUCUUCUUCUCUUUUCUCUUGAGAGGCAACUGAACUCGCGGACAGAUCUUCUUGAUGGCACCGACGAGGAAGAGAACAUCGGGAACAACCUACCAGGUCUUCCUGAGCUUCAGAGGACCCGACACCCAUCAGGGAUUCACAGAUGUCCUGUAUUAUGCUCUCAUAGAUGCAGGAAUUCGUGUCUUCAGAGAUGAUGAGGAGAUCCGGAAAGGCGAGGAUAUCGGUGAAGAAAUCCUGAGAGCCAUCGAGGAAUCCAGGAUCUUCGUGCCAAUCUUCUCCAUCAACUAUGCUUCCAGUAAGUGGUGCCUGAUCGAACUCGCCAAGAUGUUCGAGUCCAAGGAGGCAUCCAUUGCCAAGAAGACCCUUCUUCCCAUUUUCUAUGACGUGGACGUGGACGAUGUCAAGCUCAAGACGUAUCUGUACAUUGAAGCUCUGUUGAUACACAGGGAGAAGUUCAGUACCGACAUAGUGCACCAGUGGGAGGAGGCUCUUCGAAAAGCUGAAAAAAUCGAGGGAUGGGAACUGAAGGGUCAAGGCUAUGGAGAAUUUGCUAGGUCCUUUGUCAGAGAGGUUUCCAUGAGGUUGAAGGUGAAACAUAAAUAUGUGACGGACUAUCUAGUUCAAAGGGAUGAUCAAGUGAAAGAUCUCAUGGAUCUUUUAGAUAUUGAAUCAUCUGGCGUAUGUUUUGUUGGGAUCCAUGAGAUGGGCGGGAUUGGAAAAACUACUCUAGCCAAGCUUGUCUUCAAUAAGCUCUGCGAUCGUUUUGAUAAGUGUAGCUUCCUUGCUGAUGUUCGAAGUAAGGGUAUUGAACUUUAGCAGAAACAACUGUUGGACAAUUUUGGUCUCAGAUCAGGGGAAAUUAUGGAUGUCGGUGAUGGGAUCAUACGGAUUAGAGAAAUACUUGCCCAGAAGAAAGUUCUAAUUGUUCUUGAUGAUGUAGAUCACAGGGAUCGGAUCCAGAAUCUAGCAGGGGAUGAUAGUUGGUUCGGUUCUGGAAGCUGAAUUCUUAUCACUACCCGGGACCAGCGUGUUCUAGAGAUCAUACGACAGAGAGUUCACAUUUUGGAAGUGGAGGAAAUGAAACCUGAAGAAACUCUUCAACUUUUCAGCUUGCAUGCCUUUGAAAAGGACUCCCCUCCGAGCGACUACCUCAGACUCACACAGAAGGCUGUUGCAAGUAGCGGCCGACUUCCUUUAUUGAGUUUUAUUGUUUUCUGUAAUGGUGGCAUUGGGGGCAUUAGAGUAGAAGUUCUGAUAGUGUGUUCUCUUUCAUUGUUCUUUGCUCUGCUGUUGUUGAACCUAUGAAUUUCGUAUAUGUUAUUGAGAUGUAUUUGGAAAAUAAAUUCUUAUCCCCAGGUCAUGUCAACCACUCAAUCUUCUGGAAGAACCUGGCUCCUGUUCGUGUAAGUUAAAUUUGUUCUGCUCCAAUGUCUAGGAUAUCCCGAUCUAAAGUAUCAAGCUUUGCAGGAAGGAGGCGGUGAACCCCCAAAAGGUUCUCUAGGUUGGGCCAUUGAUACACAUUUUAGCUCCUUGGAGGCAUUGGUUCAAAAAAUGAGCGCAGAAGGUGCAGCUUUGCAGGGCUCUGGAUGGGUGGUAAGAUUUGCAUAUUACAAUUUCAAUUUCUAAUUGUGUUUUGUCCAGUGGCUUGGCCUCGAUAAAGAAUUGAAGAGACUGGUUGUUGAAACCACUGCCAAUCAGGUAAUUUUCAAAAGACAUCUGAUAUCAGUCUUUGGAAUAGACAUCAUAAUACUGUCCUUGAUGAUAUUCUUGUCUAGGGCAUCAGUGAGUUGGCUAGAUAUCCAUAUCAUCUCAAUUUAUUCUUGAGCAGUCUGUGAUAUCUGUUUUGACAGUUGGGUUAAUGUUCAUUUACUAUGGGGAAAAAGGGUAAGAAUUUUCCUGGUUAUUUGUUAGUUAUUGAUUGCGGGAUAUAAUCAAGUUUUGGUUAGUUAAUCAAUGACUGCGUUACUGAAAUUGCUGGAUAUUAUGUAAGAAGUCUGGGAAGUGCGAUCCAUGCUUUUCAUUUUCACUUUCUCUUGAGUUGCCAUAUCGCGUUCUAAUUCUUAAAAACAUUGGGUGCUUUGAGUUCUAAACUAGUUCAAACGAGUAGUUACUAGCUCAUGUGAGCACUCACAUGUCUUCCACUUCACUUUUGAUAUUUAAGGAUCAGAAAGCUUAUUAAUGUCUGUUGAUGUUAUAAUCAAUGGAAUGUCUUGGCUCUAAAUCUGCUUGCAGGACCCACUAGUGACAAAAGGACCAAGUUUGGUUCCUUUAAUUGGAAUAGAUGUCUGGGAACAUGUAUACUAUCUGCAGUACAAGAAUGUGAGGCCCGACUAUCUGAAGAACAUAUGGAAGGUCAUCAACUGGAAGUAUGCCAGUGAAGUGUUCGAGAAAGAAUGCCCUUGAGACUCGACGCAUUACCUGGAGCUUCUUGCCCAUUGUAAAACAGAGUGAUGUGCUGUGAUAGAAGAGCUGUUCCUUGUCCUCAGUGGAGGUGCUAUCAGUACAAAAACUACUGUGUUCUGAUGUAGCCGUUGCUGAAUAAAGUUGAGCAUUUGCACCAAUGUUUUGUCUUGCGUAAUCUCAUGAGUUUGGCCUUGA
Punica granatum (pomegranate) is the source of this 2698-nucleotide messenger RNA. Lineage: Eukaryota; Viridiplantae; Streptophyta; Magnoliopsida; Myrtales; Lythraceae. The record is from RefSeq and is a predicted model, not a curated record.